AGCUUUUGGCUCAGAUCAAGACAGCCUUGCACGACGGCUCUCCAAGUGUCGCGGAUGGCGAAGAAGGAAACGAAAAGGAAGCAAGUUGAAGAGGAGAAGCCGGAGAAGCCAAAAGGUGGGAAAAAAGCAAAGGUCGCAGAUGAAAAUAUCUCUUCUGCAGAGGCAGUCAAGCAGGCCAAAGACAAGCUGAAAAAGAUGAAGAAGGCCAACCAGUCCGAGGAAGAGGAGGAAGAAGAGCCGGCCCCCAAGAAAAAGAAGAAGGUAAUUGCAAAAGCCAAACCAGCAGAUGACAGUGAUGAUAGUGAAGAGCCGGCCCCAAAGGCCAAAGCAAAGGCCAAGGCAAAGGCUAAAGCCGCUGCGGACGAUGAUGAUGACAGCGACGACGAUGAACCAGCUGGAGCCCGAGCACAAACGUAUGCUGGAAUGUUGAAAAGAGUUUUGGCAUUCAAACAAUUUGAGACCACGGUGAUUCUAUCGUGAAGCGAUUGAGGCCCCAAAGGCCAAAGCAAAGGCAAAGGCUAAAGCCGCUGCUGCUGAUGAUGAUGACGACAGUGACGA
Molecule: messenger RNA, 558 nt
Organism: Durusdinium trenchii
Lineage: Eukaryota; Dinophyceae; Suessiales; Symbiodiniaceae
Source: the annotation of a GenBank genome assembly